Molecule: messenger RNA, 2450 nt
Organism: Ostrinia furnacalis (Asian corn borer)
Lineage: Eukaryota; Metazoa; Arthropoda; Insecta; Lepidoptera; Crambidae
Product: lethal (2) k01209
Exons: 11
Coding region: 27-1631 (534 amino acids)
Molecular function (GO): ATP binding; kinase activity
Source: RefSeq, a predicted model, not a curated record
AGACACCUUCAUGAUCAGGCUGCAGCAUGCUGGAGUUGAGCGAGCAAGUGUUCCUAGAUGAUGACGAGUAUGCGAGCAGGGCGCCGGCCUCGCCCACCACCGUGCCCAAUGUGCGGCCCUACAGGCCCCCCUCCACAGGCUCGAACAUCCUAAAGUCGCCUCGAGCGCGGCGCGUGCGCACCACGUCGAUGUCGCAGCCCAACAAGCGCACCACAGCGGAGAGCAUUCUGCAUGCUGAUCGCCGCACCAUCUACACCGCCGGUCGCCCGCCCUGGUACAACUGCACCGGCGGACAAGAGGUCGAGCCCUUCCUCAUCGGUAUUUGCGGCGCGAGCGCGUCGGGCAAGACCACGGUCGCCGCCAAGAUCAUAGAAUCUCUCAACAUACCCUGGGUCACUAUCGUCAGUAUGGACUCCUUUUAUAAGGUCCUCAACGAGAAGCAGCAUCAGCAAGCGACCCGCAAUGAAUACAACUUCGACCACCCGGACGCGUUCGACAUGGAACUCCUCAUCAGUGUACUACAGAGACUUCGAGAAGGGAAGAAAGUGGAGGUGCCCAUCUAUAACUACGUCACGCAUUCGAGGGAAAACCGCACGAAAACCAUGUAUGGCGCGAACGUGAUCAUCUUCGAGGGUAUUCUUGCGUUCUACAACGCUGAAGUCAACAGCAUGCUGGAUAUGAAGGUGUUCGUCGACACCGACGCAGACAUCCGCCUCGCAAGGAGAUUGAGGAGAGACAUAGUGCAGCGCGGGCGCGAGUUGGAAGGCGUAUUGAAGCAGUACAUGACAUAUGUCAAGCCUGCCUACCAGAGUUACAUCGCUCCUUGUAUGGCGCACGCGGACAUUAUAGUACCAAGAGGAGGAGAGAACAAAGUCGCCAUACAGCUCAUCGUGCAACACGUACACAAGCAGUUACAGCUGCGCGGAUUCAAAGUGAGGGAGAAGCUUGCCAUCGCUCACAUAGGCCAGCCGGUGCCAGACUCGCUCUUCGUCUUGAAGGAUACGCCCCAAGUGCAAGGUCUCCACACGUUCAUCAGAAACAAGGACACGCCUCGCGACGAGUUCAUCUUCUACUCCAAACGGCUCAUGCGCCUCGUCAUAGAGUUUGCGCUGUCCCUGCUGCCUUAUUCCGACCACAGUGUGGACACGCCGCAAGGCUUCAGUUAUAGCGGCCGCAAAUGCGACGUGGAGAAAAUCUGCGGCGUAUCGAUCCUGCGCGCCGGCGAGACCAUGGAGCAGGCCGUGUGCGACGUCUGCAAGGACAUCCGCAUCGGCAAGAUACUCAUACAGACCAACCAGCAGACCGACGAGCCGGAGCUAUACUACCUCCGGCUGCCCAAAGACAUAAAGGACUACCGCGUGAUCCUCAUGGACGCCACCGUGGCCACCGGCGCCGCCGCCAUCAUGGCCAUUAGAGUAUUGCUCGACCACGACGUGCCCGAGGACCACAUCAGCCUCGUGUCACUGCUUAUGGCAGAGAUCGGCGUACACUCCAUCGCCUACGCCUUCCCCAAGGUAAAAAUCGUAACAUCAGCUUUAGACCCGGAGAUCAACGAGAAGUUCUACGUGUUACCCGGGAUAGGCAACUUCGGCGACCGCUACUUCGGCACCGAGCCCGCCGACGACGAGUAGCAAACCAAACAGGUACGUUGUGACGCGGAAAUAUAGGCGCACGAUGAGGAAGGCAAAACAACACCAGUGGGCCUAAAAUGCGCGCCGUGAUAAGCUUUUAUCGACGUCAAAAUAUAUGGGCAAAAUCGAUAAAAUGGCGUGAUAACCGCUUAUCGCGGCGCGCAUCUUAGGCCUACAGUAGGCCUAGAAUGCGCGUUGUGAUAAGCUUUUAUCGUGCCAUUUUGUCGAUAGGCACACACAUUAGUCGUGUAAAAUCAUCGAUAAAAUUUUAUCACGGCGCGCAGACUUGUCUGGUAUGUUGUAACGCGGAACGAUAGAUAUAAUUGCAUAGCAUCGUUGAGGCUAGUCUUAGAGCCAAACUAUCCACAAAAAGAACACUAUCUCUAAAGCUACAAGUGGGCGGCGACAAAGAAACGAUAGGCAGGAUAUACGCAAACAUCAUUAAGGCGUAGUGUGGUGAGCCAUGAUGUUCACAAAAAGAACACUAUCUCCAAAACUAGAAGUGGGCGGUGACAAUUUUUUAAAUGGUGUCGUGUGCCUAUAUUUUGCGUCACAACUUUACCACGAAAGAUCGUGAUGCUAACUUAUCUUACUCAGUGGCAAAACAUGAUUCUGGCAUUCAACUCGGGGAAAAUACGUAAUCGUAAAUUUGAUGAGAUGUCACACUUGUUUAUGCCACUCAGUCAGAUGGAACCAAAAUAUAACUGACAAAAUUGCGGUGGAUGCGACGAUGACCCAAAUCACGUAAGAUUUUUUUAAAUCUAAAGUCAGAUCUAUCGAUUCAAAAUUAAAAUAUACAAAAAAAGUGUUUAUUUAUGU